CAGAGGACGCGGCGGGAGCAUGUUCCGGCUCCUGAGCUGGAGCCGGGGUCGAGGCCUCCUGCGGGCCGCGGGGCGGCGGUACCGGGGUUACUCUGCGCGCCUGCUCCCCGGGCCGGCAGGAGGCCCCGGGCCCGAGAUGGAGGUGCCGCCACCCCGAGUUGCGCCGCACGGCCGCGGCCCGGGCUUGCUGCCGCUACUGGCAGCGCUCGCCUGGUUCUCGAGGCCUUCUGCGGCAGAUGCGGAGGAACAGCAGGGAGCGGGCGGGGCCGCCGCUGAGGAUGCGGCGGACGAGGCAGAGGCCGAGAUCAUCCAGCUGCUGAAGCGAGCCAAGUUGAGCAUCAUGAAAGAUGAACCAGAAGAGGCUGAGCUAAUAUUGCAUGAUGCUCUUCGCCUUGCCUAUCAGAGCGAUAACCUGAAAGCCAUCACUUACACUUAUGAUUUGAUGGCCAACUUAGCGUUUAUACGAGGUCAACUAGAAAAUGCAGAACAACUUUUUAAAGCAACAAUGAGUUACCUGCUUGGAGGGGGCAUGAAGCAGGAAGACAAUGCAAUAAUUGAAAUCUCCCUAAAACUGGCUAGUAUCUAUGCUGCUCAGAAUAGACAAGAAUUUGCUCUCGCUGGCUAUGAAUUCUGCAUUUCAACUUUAGAGGAAAAAAUUGAACGAGAAAAGGAAUUAUCAGAAGAUGUUAUGUCAGUGGAAGAAAAAGCCAAUACCCACCUCCUUCUGGGCAUGUGCUUAGACUCCUGUGCACGCUACCUUCUGUUCUCCAAGCAGCCAUCACAGGCACAAAGGAUGUAUGAAAAAGCUCUGCAGAUUUCUGAAGAAAUACAAGGAGAAAGACACCCACAGACCAUUGUGCUCAUGAGUGACCUGGCUACUACUCUGGACGCACAGGGCCACUUUGAUGAGGCCUAUAUUUACAUGCAAAGGGCAUCAGAUCUGGCAAGACAGAUAAAUCAUCCUGAGCUGCACAUGGUACUCAGUAAUCUAGCUGCAAUUUUGAUACACAGAGAACGAUAUACACAAGCAGAAGAGAUCUACCAGGAAGCACUGAAGCAAGCAGAGAUGAAAAGAGAUGAGGUUUCUGUACAGCACAUCAGGGAAGAAUUGGCUGAGCUGUCAAGAAAAAGUAGAUCUUUGACUUAAUAUUAUCAAGCGUUAAAUCCAUUUUUCUUGUAGGGAGGGUAGUUUCUAGUGGCCUAAAGGAAUAACUGUUAUUCUAGUGUCUGUGGCAUCCAAAUCAGUGGUGUAAAUUUUCUGUUCUUGAUAUUCAGGUUUCCUCAACUUAGCCUUGGUGAAGGACAAGUUGUACAUACUGCCACAUUUGUUUUUAAAGGAAAAACAACUUUCACCCUUCACUAAUUAUGACCUCUAAGGAAUGAUGUCAAAUGAUGCUUUCCAUUGUAUUAUAUGGUUAGGUGCUGUCCAUGCUGGUCUAAGUGUAAUUAUAGAUUAAGAUGGGCCACUUUUCCUCUGGGUUGUGGGUGUGGGGUCUGGUAAUUAUGCCUAACAUUGCUACUGAAAGAUUUUUGGUUCACUGAUUUGCUGCCCUUUCUUCUUUUACUUUGUCAAUAUCUGGCAGACCAGAGCUACUCAUGGCAAAGGGAAAUUAUGGUGAGUUGUUUCUAUUACCUUUCAUGAAGCACAGUGGGAUUUAACACACAGAGGAGGAAAAGUGUUAUAUUAGUUUGCACCCAGCAUGAAGUUUUAAAGUGGGAAUUAGGCAGUUGAAAGUGUAGUAGCCUUUUGGUCAUAAAUAAAAGUGAACUACUUAUCUGGUUAUAUGUAACUGUUAAUGGUUGGGGGGAAGAAUGAUGGAACCUCUUUCUUGCCAGUGCUAUCCUGGAGCAUCUGACAUUUUUUGCAACUGUGAGGUCACAAAACUGAGUCAUCUGAGAUCCUCUUUAAAGCAAUGCCUGGGCUGUACCCUAGACCUGACUAGAGUAUGGCCCUACCAAUGUAGAUUUUAAAAUUCCCAACCUUGAUUCUACUUAGUACCCUCUUCUGUAACAUGAGGAAAGAAUGAGAUUCUUAGCCAUGGUAGAAAGUAUCUGGUCAGAUGACUUUAAAUGAAUAUACUGCUGUGUUGAAAGAGCUUUAUUGCCCUGCCUCAAAGUAUGUAAACACAAGAUACAUAGAUGGAUUUCCUUACCUCAGCAGACUUGCAAAAAGCCAUUUGUUUAGGGGGAAAGAUAGCUUUUCUAGGUACCAUUAAGGAACACUGAUAUUGUUGAUAUGCCUUUGUGAGUGGGGUGUGAGUGGAAUUGGUAAACAGAUAUUUUUGGUUCAUAUGUAUACACUGGAAGUAUCUUUUCAUAAUAAACUAUACAACAAUA
Messenger RNA from Marmota flaviventris (yellow-bellied marmot), 2337 nucleotides. It is a transcript of the gene Ttc19, whose product is annotated as tetratricopeptide repeat domain 19. The record is from RefSeq and is a predicted model, not a curated record. Gene Ontology annotation, biological process: mitochondrial respiratory chain complex III assembly. Lineage: Eukaryota; Metazoa; Chordata; Mammalia; Rodentia; Sciuridae. Gene Ontology annotation, cellular component: mitochondrial inner membrane. Gene Ontology annotation, molecular function: protein binding.